ACGCUCCGCAUGAGAAGCUCAUUCAGUGAAGCUUCGAGCUCCAUUGCCAUGCCUCACUGAUUAGGCUUUUUCUUCGUUGAUUCUCUGCAACUUUAAUUGCUCCUUCAAUUCUUCUACACAUUAAUAUGAGUUGCUUUCAACUAUUAUUAGGGUUUCCUAUGUGAGUUUUUCUCUUGCUCUAAUGGCUUUGGCAAUGAUUCUGAAAGUUUUUCAUCUCAGGCGUGCUUUCCUGGAUUAGGUCUUAUUUAUAAGUUUUCUCUUUCUCUAAUGGCUUCUCCAGUAUAUCUGCAACAUUCUUAUCAGGUACCCUCUCCUCUUUCUGUAAUGUUCUUGAGGUGCCCUCCUUGCCAUGAAAUUCUAGGGAAGUCACUGAAAGUUAGCUCUGUUCGUGCUUCAAAUGCUUUGAAUUCACUGAAAAUGGAAACUGUAAGUCCCUGUAGAGUUGUGAAACUUCCGUCAAUAGAUGACCUAAGGGCAUCACGUGCACUGAAUUUACCUAGAAAUGAAGUAUUUAUGAAAUCUAGUGUGUUGCAAUUGCCUAGAACAGCGAUGGUUAGAUCCUUGAAUGUGUCGAAGCCAUGGACGAAUGAGUUUUUUAGCACAUCAAAUGCCCCAAAUGUACAGAAAAUGGAGGCUCCUAAGGCUUCAAAUUUAUCUGAAUUACCAGAAAUGGAUACCAGUACAGUGUCAAAGAGAAAGAAAGCAAGUGCUUCGAAAGUGUCACGAGCAUCAAAAAUUCCCGAGAAAAGGACUACUAGGGAAUCAAAUGCAUUUAAAUUACUUGAAAAGGACAGUGUUGAGGCAUCAAGUUCAUCAAAAUUCCAAAAAAUGGAUAUUGUUAGGACAUCUGAAUCACAUGUAAUGGAGAACAUGACUUUAUAUGAUCUCUUGAAAUUACCAGAUAUGGAAACUGAUAGUGAAUCAGAUUCACCGCACUCUCUAGAACCAGAGACACUCAUGACAUCCACAACUACCCGUCGUACUCGAAAAAAAGAUCCAUCUUCUUCUCCAUCCCCAAAAAAGGCUAGGCGUUCAAAAAAGACUGAACCUGUGCAAGAACCAGAAGGCUCAAAAAAAAUACAAGAAUAUGAAGAAGAAGGAGAUGGUGAUGAUGAAGACCCAAUGGAUUUCCCUUAUGAAUGGCCUCCACUAAUCUGUUGUUUUGGAGCAGCCCAAAGAGAGUUUCUCCCUACUGUUAGAGUUGCAGAGAGGCAAAUGCACCCUGACAUCUACUCGACGUGGAAGGGUUUGCAAUGGAGCCCACCUGAAUUUACUAGGGCACCUGGGGGGCCUCCAUUUAAUGUGGCCAUAUCGCAUGUUCGGUUAGGUGGGCGAGCUGCUUUUAUGGGAAAGGUCGGAGGGGAUGACUAUGGGGAUGAGUUGGUUUACACCUUGAAUAAAGAAAAGGUUCAGACUCGUGGGACGAAGAUUGAUCCAUCGGUUAAGACUGCACUUUCAUAUAUGAAGAUUGUUUGUAAGGAUGGGAAGCUGAGUUUAGAGCCGGUGAAGGAGUGCGCUGAGGAUUCAUUAUGUAGCUCAGAAGUGGACAUUGCUGUGCUGAAAGAGGCAAAGAUAUUCCAUUUUAAUGCUGAAGUUCUCACCUCACCAUCUAUGCAUUCUGCUCUAUUCAGAGCAAUACAACUCUCAAAGAAAUAUGGCGGCCUCAUAUUUUUUGAUCUGAACUUGCCAUUGCCUCUCUGGAGGUCCCGUGAUGAGACAAGAAAAGCUAUUCAAGAAGCAUGGAACCAAGCAAACAUCAUUGAGCUAACAAAGCAAGAACUAGAAUUCUUGCUUGAUGAAGAUUAUUACGAGAGGAAAAGAGAAUAUAAGCCCCAAUAUUAUGCCGAGUCCUAUCAGCAAACGAGGAAACAGCGUAACCAUUACCACUACACUCGAGAGGAGAUAGCCCCACUGUGGCAUGAUAACAUCAAAAUCUUGUUUGUGACUGAUGGGACUUUUCGAAUACAUUACUAUACACCAUCUUUUGAUGGGGCAGUUAUUGGGACUGAAGAUGUGCUCCUCACCCCAUUUACUUGUGAUAGAACGGGUUCAGGUGAUGCUGUUGUUGCUGGUAUAAUGAGAAAACUUACCACACAUCCUGAGAUGUAUGAGAACCAAGACAUUUUAGAGAGACAACUUCGCUUUGCCAUUGCAGCUGGGAUCAUAUCGCAGUGGACUAUUGGUGCAGUGAGAGGGUUUCCAACUGAGAGUGCUACCCAAAAUUUGAAGGAACAGGUAUAUGUCCCCUCUAUGUGGUAGGGCUCUUAUAAAUUUUACAUGAUCCAUGUCAUCAGUUGUGAAAAGUGAAGUUCUUGGAAAAGAUUCAUACUGCUGUUUUAUGGGGGAAGUUAUUUUAUGAGAAAGAAGUGUUCUUAUCUUAGAACCUUCUUAUGGUGCAAGUCCAAAUGGAUCCCUACAAAAGAGAUUCUUGCACUAUUUUGGCCUAUGUUCGCCCCAUUAAGUAUCAGGUGGGCCUUUCUGAAUCAAAUUUGUAGUGUGCGAAGCUUACCAGUUGUUGCCAAGAAAAUUUUUCUGCCGGCAUGUACUCAGCAAAUUUUGACCGAAAUAUGAAUCUUGUUUCUCUAAGUUUGCACUGACGUUUGCUUUGUUCUCCUCAGAAGUUUUGUAUCUACAAACCAAAUAGAGUUUUCUGGGAAGAGUUUGUGGCAGCAUACUAAGUACCAUAUAUCGUAGCCGAUUGGACUAUGGUGCAAUUUCCCUCCACAUAGAUCAGCCCUCUCUUGGAUUUAUUUUCUGUUUCUGAUCAUUUAGAGGGUUACUUUCUUCAAAUGUAGAAUUGUAAGUUUCCUUAUUGUGUGGAUAUUUGCAGUGUCGUAUUUCAGAAAAAUUAUACCGGUCAUGCUUAUUUAUCGAGGAAGUAAAAGAUAUUCAUCAA
Molecule: messenger RNA, 2896 nt
Organism: Amborella trichopoda
Lineage: Eukaryota; Viridiplantae; Streptophyta; Magnoliopsida; Amborellales; Amborellaceae
Gene: FLN1
Product: fructokinase-like 1
Biological process (GO): chloroplast organization; plastid transcription
Cellular component (GO): chloroplast nucleoid
Molecular function (GO): kinase activity
Source: RefSeq, a predicted model, not a curated record